This is a messenger RNA of Eufriesea mexicana, 3705 nucleotides long. RefSeq names its product fat-like cadherin-related tumor suppressor homolog. Gene Ontology annotation, molecular function: calcium ion binding. Gene Ontology annotation, biological process: homophilic cell-cell adhesion. The transcript is spliced from 3 exons. The record is from RefSeq and is a predicted model, not a curated record. Lineage: Eukaryota; Metazoa; Arthropoda; Insecta; Hymenoptera; Apidae. Bases 1 to 3705 code for a protein of 1234 amino acids. Gene Ontology annotation, cellular component: cell-cell junction; plasma membrane.
AUGAGGAGGAUGAAGCAGCGCGUGCUGCUCGCCUGGCCAUGGUUGUGGCUGUGGCUGCUCGCGGCCACAGCGGGUACCCCGUCUUCCGACACUUUCGCGCCAACCACGUUCUCGUCGUCAGCCAGUAGCAGCAGCAGCAGCAGCAGUAGCAGUGGUAUCAGCAGCUUGAUCACCAGAUCGUUCUCUCCGACGCUCCCGACCUCUACGUCCGCGUCCUUCGCUGAAGACUUUCCCUUCCCUCCUGGUCACGAGUUUCGUUUCACCCUACCGUUGUACAAUGUCUCCAUCCCGGAGAACUCGAUCGGCAAGACGUACGUUGUGCCUGAGGAAAGGAUGGGCAUAAAGUUGGCGUCGCCUAACAGCAACUUCGACAUACGUUUUCGUAUAAUGAGUGGCGACCGCGACAAGUUCUUCAAAGCUGAGGAACGCACCGUGGGUGAUUUUUGUUUUCUCCUGAUUCGGACUCGAACCGGUAACGUGGACGUGUUGAACCGCGAACGCAAGGACCGUUACGUGCUAGAGGUGCGCGCCACUCUGACCAAAGGCGACGGUAAGAACCGGGUGACCAUCCUGGAGGCGGACACUACGGUCGUGGUGACCAUUCUGGAUACGAACGACCUGAACCCACUGUUCUAUCCAACCGAGUACGAGGCAACCAUCACGGAGGACACGCCUCUGCACCGCAACAUACUCAGGGUAAUAGCCGAGGACGCCGAUCUCGGCAGGAACGGCGAGAUUUAUUACAGCUUCACCGAGGAGACCGAUCAGUUCGCCGUUCAUCCGGUCAGUGGGGUAAUAACGCUCACCAGGCCGCUCAGAUACUCAGAGCGAGCUGUCCACGAACUAGUGGUGCUAGCGAAGGACCGUGGCGCCCUCUUUCGUAGUGGAGGUAGUAGUAGAGCUAGCACAGCAACGGUGAAGAUCAAAGUACGUCAGGUGAACCUGCACUCGCCUGAGAUCUACGUGCACCACCUGCCAGAUAUCGUGGAACACUCAAAUGCCGACAUCUAUGCGAUCGUCCGAGUGAACGACAUCGACGAAGGUAUUCAUGGACAGAUCGCAAGUCUGGACAUAGUGGGCGGAGACCCAGCCGGUCAUUUCAGAAUUCGACCUGCUGGUGGACCUCACUCCGGCGAAUUCAACAUCGAAGUAUUACACCUACUUGAUCGAGAAACCGCGGAACAAGGUUACAACUUGACCCUUCGCGCGAUGGAUCGAGGCAUCCCUCAACGCAUCAGCUACAAAUUUGUGCCUGUUCAUUUGGCCGACCUGAACGACAACGCACCAGUAUUCAGUCGAGAGAUCUACGAGGUGAAGGUACCUGAGACGGCGCCAAUCAACACGCCAGUGAUCAGGUUAAAAGUGACGGACGCGGACGAGGGGAAGAAUGCGUUGGUGUCUCUAGAGAUCGUGGGCGGGAACGAAGGUGGAGAAUUCUACGUGAACGCGGAGACAGGAAUGCUGUACACAGCGGCGAACUUGGACGCUGAGAAAAAGGCCUUCUAUACACUGACAGUGUCCGCGGUGGAUCAAGGGAACGCAGGUACGAGAAAACAGUCGUCAGCCAAGGUAAAGAUCAACGUGGUCGACACGAACGACAACGACCCGACGUUCGAUCAGUCGAAUAUGGAAGUGUGGAUCGACGAGAACAAGCCGGCCGGUACAUCGGUCGUGAAGAUCACCGCGAAGGAUCGUGACUCAGGCGAGAACGCCUACAUCUCGUACAGCAUCGACAAUAUCCAGAAGGUGCCGUUCGAAAUCGACCACUUCUCCGGCAUCGUGAAGACCAAGCAGGUGCUUGACUACGAAACCAUGAAGAGGGAGUACUUGCUGCAUGUGCGGGUCAGCGAUUGGGGCCUGCCUUACCGACGUCAGGCCGAGAUGCAGCUGCGCGUGAAGCUGCGCGACGUGAACGAUAACAGGCCCCAGUUUGAAAGGAUCGAUUGCACCGGCCACGUGCCACGGUACGUACCCAUAGGCUCCGAGAUCAUCACCGUGUCAGCCAUCGAUUUCGACGCGGGCAACAUCAUCAGUUAUCGCAUUGUCUCCGGCAACGAGGAUGGUUGCUUUGCCCUGGACUCGGCCAGUGGCGUAUUAUCUGUCGCCUGUGACCUAUCGGACGUCAAAGUUUCUGAGAGAAUGGUGAACGUCACAGCCACUGAUGGGUCUCACUUUGCUGACGUAAACCCUGUACAUAUACACCUGGUGAACGCGAAACGGAACUUAGGUUCACAGGCAAGGAUCCUGUCGGAUCAGACUGGUGCCUUCGAGUGUAGAGACACUGGGGUCGCUCGACGAUUGACGGAAGCCAUCGCAGCAGCAGAGAGGAACGACAUGCCCUCCAAGGAUGACGAGUACACGCUGAUCCCAAGUAGAUACGGUGAGAACGUGCACGCGCCAGAAUUCGUCGAUUUACCCAGUGAGAUAAAGGUCAACGAGUCUGUGAAGAUCGGUACGACUCUGGUGAGAAUCCACGCUAGGGACAGGGACUUGGACUACAACGGGAAACUAGUGUUCUGCAUUUCGGGCGGUGACAGAGACUCCGUGUUCGGUAUCGAUCCCGACACUGGUGAUCUGAACGUGAUAGGUUACCUGGACAGGGAACGCGAGAGCGAGUACUUUCUGAACAUCAGCGUGUACGACUUAGGCAAACCGCAAAAGUCCGCAUCGCGGAUGUUGCCAGUCACGAUACUCGACGUGAACGACAACGCGCCAAAAUUCGAGAAGUCCCUGGCGAGCUUCCGGAUAUCAGAGACCGCGCUGAACGGAACGAACGUGUGGCGGGCGAACGCGACCGACUCGGAUCUAGGGGAGAACGCGCGCGUCACUUAUUCCCUAGUGACCGAAACCAACGAUUUCCGCGUGGACUCUGUGACGGGUGUGUUGAGUGUUUUCGGGAGAUUGGACAAGGAACGGCAGGAGAUCUACGAGCUGAGGAUACGGGCACAGGAUAAUGGCGGCAGAGGGACCGAUGCGCCACCAUUGUACUCGGAUGCUUUAGUCAGGGUGACGGUAGAUGAUGUGAACGACAAUGCUCCCAGUUUUGCGCUGUCCAGUUAUACGGUGAAGAUUCGAGAGGACGUGCCAAUAUGGACUGUAGUUGCUGUGGUGGACGCGACUGAUCCAGAUGAGGGCGCUGGUGGCGAUAUCGAGUACUUCUUGUCCGACACUAUGGAGAGCGAGGGUUAUUUCAAAGUAGACAAAGUGUCCGGUACUAUCAGGAUCACUCAGAGUUUGGACUUCGAGGAACGCCAGGUACAUACUCUGACAAUAGUGGCAAAGGACAGGGGUGAGCCGUCCUUAUCCUCAGAGACGAUGGUCAUUAUCGAAGUGGUCGACGUGAACGAGAAUCUUCACACGCCAGUGUUCGAUGAUUUCGUAAUGGCCGCGAGUGUGUUCGAGAAUCAGCCUGUCGGGACCCUAGUGACUACUGUGCAUGCCAAGGACGCGGACCCACUAGGCGGGGACUCCAGGAUUGGAUACACCAUACGAGGCGGCGAUGGCAUCGGGAUUUUCUCCAUCGACAAUGAAGGUGAGUACCUAAUGAUUCCUUUGUUUUAUUGGCUUUCAUUAGUUGGACUGAGUCGCAGAAAUGUUCCAACACCUCCAACUGUACCACUUCAACCGUUUAUUUCGUAUGAGAGUACCUGUUGCGAUAGCGACUUUGAACAAAUGUUACAUUUUUGUAAACGUUGCGGAGGUUAA